Microthlaspi erraticum is the source of this 1209-nucleotide messenger RNA. NCBI's taxonomy places the organism in Eukaryota, Viridiplantae, Streptophyta, Magnoliopsida, Brassicales, Brassicaceae. The record is from the annotation of a GenBank genome assembly.
AUGCUGCUGCCUGUGGCAACGACGAGGAGGCAUAAUCUACCGACGUCGGAUUCCGGUGCCUUCACCGACUGGACGGCGACAACGACGACAUCUUCACGCGCCACCGAGGAUCUUUCCCUUGGUUUUAAUGCUGGUCCCUCCGUCGUCCACGGUGGUAUAGGCUCGGCUUCCGCCGCCGCCGGCGUUUCUUCAUGGCCUCCCGGAACCUCCGUCCGUUACGGUCUCCCUUCGUCGGCGGCGGCAACAGAGAUGGGGAUGGUCGGUCUAAGAGACGUCUACCUUGUUGCUCCGGCUUACCACCAUCACCACCAGAACCCCGGAGUUGUAUCUGGAUCUGAUCAGAUUAACGGUAAUGCAGCGGCGGCGGCAGCCGCGCUCGGCGUCGGAAUGAUGCCUCUUCUCGCUUCAGCUCCGUCGCAGCACCAAAACGUGGAAGACACCGACCUUAACUUCCUCGGAAACAGCCGGAGAUGGCAGAACAAUAACGACAACCACAACGAGACGCAGUACCUCCACUUCAAGAGUACUCACCAGACGACGGUGGGAUCGAGCUCGAACAACUCCGGGUCUGGGUCAGCCGCUUCUGGAACCGCCACGUGUCAAGACUGUGGAAACCAGGCGAAGAAGGAGUGUAAGCAGAGGCGGUGCAGGACUUGCUGCAAGAGCCGUGGCUUUGAUUGUUCGACGCACGUGAAAAGCACGUGGGUCUCUGCGGCUCGUAGGAGAGAAAGGCAGGUCAUGCCCUCCGGGAAUCCAACAGCCGGCUCGUCUCUUUCGACCUCCUCCGGGACUAAGAAGGCGAGGAUCGCUGGGUCUCAACAACAAGCCACCUCUCAUACUUCAACGUCUAACACGCCUCCUCAAAGUUUCGAUACUAGCUCUAGCCGCCAAGAUGGAGGAGGGUCAAGAGAAGCGUGGCCAGGGCAGGUUAGGGCCGCGGCGGUGUUCAAGUGUGUGAGAGUGACAGCAGUGGAGGACGGGGACGACGAGUACGCAUAUCAGGCGGUGGUGAAAAUCGGCGGACAUGUUUUUAAAGGCUUCUUGUAUGAUCAAGGCCUUGAACCUAAAGAAGGUUUUCCUAACAUGUCAGAUUUGCAUUUAGGUGGUGGAGCCAAUAAUCAUAACGGAGUUUCUACCUCUUCACCUAUUCUCGACCCGCCAAAUGUCUACGGUGGUGGUGGUGGUUCAGGCGGAGGGUUUUACGGUUAA